AGUGGAGCAUCGACGACGUGUACGAGACACGAACCUUGCCAAGGGUCAAAAGUGUAAACAAGUUUACUCCAGCAGUUUUGGGCCAAAAGUACGCAAAAAUAAGAGGAGAUCUGAGUAGUUCCAACCGGACGACCAGAGCAAACAGAGUUUCCUGACGAUGAACAGUUCGAAGAUUGUGUUCCAAAACGCUGUGCGCGGCGGCUGGUUCAAGAAUGGGUCUCGUUUUGUCCAUACAAUCAGACCUACACCACGAUCAUCGGUGAAGUUACAAUUUGUACUAUUGGGAACAUCUUGCUUAGCCGGGUACAUAUAUCUGAACAAGUCCAAAGGCCAUGUCAUUCAUGCCAAGUCAACGACUAUUUUGGAUUCGGCUGGAUCCCAAACGCCUGGACUUCCAGUAUUUAGACUAACCGAGGUGUCUAAGCACGAUGCCAUGGAUAAAAGGGUUUGGGUGACCUAUAAGCAUGGCGUCUAUGAUAUCACGGAUUUCGUGCCCAAGCAUCCUGGAGCUAAGAAUAUCCUGAUGGCUGCCGGAUCUUCAAUCGAGCCAUUUUGGGAAACCUAUGCGGUUCAUAAGAAUAAUAAGGAGGUCUACCGAAUGUUGGAAGAGUAUCGAAUUGGGAAUUUAGAUGAACGAGACUUCCGAGAUCAAUCCAAGGUUUCGGAUGCCCAAGAUCCCUUUGCCAAUGAACCCAAGCGUCAUCCAGCAUUAAAACCUUCAAGCGAGAAACCAUUCAAUGCCGAAACUCCCCCUGGUAUGCUCAUGAGCUCUUUCUAUACACCAAAUGACAUUUUCUUCGUACGAAGCCAUCUGCCCACUCCUGAAGUUAACGCCAAUCAAUAUGAAUUAGAAAUCUCUGGACCAGGAAUGGCAGAGGGUGUCCUCACUUUGAGCGACAUCAAGAAGUUUCCCAAGUACACUGUCACCUCCGUGAUUCAAUGUGGUGGAAACCGGCGAUCGGAAAUGAAUGCGGUCAAAGCUCUUAAAGGUCUGAAUUGGGAGGCUGGAGCGAUUGGCAAUGCUACUUGGAGCGGGGCAAAGUUGUCUGAUGUCCUUCAAGCUUCUGGAGUGAGCGAGUCUGUGGUUCAAAAGUCAAAGCAUAUUCAAUUCGAAGGAUACGAUGUUGGGGCAGAUGGCUCCCCUUACGGCGCUUCAAUUCCAUUGGAAAAGGGUAUGAACCCGUUCGGCGAUGUUCUUUUGGCAUACGAAAUGAACGGCGAGCCCAUUCCAAGAGAUCACGGCUUCCCUAUCAGGCUCGUCGUUCCCGGAGUGGUGGGUGCUCGAAAUGUGAAAUGGCUCAAUCGAAUCAUUCUUUCGGAUCGAGAGAGUGAUUCCCAUUGGCAACAAAAUGAUUAUAAAGGUUUCAAUCCGUCCAUUUCGUGGGACGAUGUGGAUUUCUCCAAAUCUCCCGCUAUUCAGAAUAUGCCCGUAACCAGUGCCAUUUGCACGCCGGAGUCCAACGAACUCAUCACCCCCGGGAAACUGACUUUGAAAGGCUACGCUUGGUCCGGUGGAGGAAACAAGGUCAUUCGUGUGGAUAUCACUGCUGACGGAGGGAAAACUUGGAAAGAGGCCGACAUCAUCAAACAAGAAGAUGUUACGGAACCGCAUCAUUAUGGUUGGACACUGUGGAAAGUUGAACUGGAUGUCCCUAAAGAUAGCGAGUCUGUUGAAGUGUGGUCCAAGGCCGUGGAUUCAUCGUACAACGUCCAACCAGAGACUUUCGAAAACAUUUGGAAUCUGCGCGGGCUUUUAUCCAAUGCCUACAGCAAAAAGAUUUACCAUGUCAAAUAAGCAAGCUUGUUUAUACUUCCCGGUGUUUAUAUCGAGUCGACAUAUUUUUAUGACCUUAUUACAUUUAUUUAAUACUCUUUACCCACUAAUGAGCUUGAUUUCACGCCGAUGUCAGAACAAUAGAGGUGCCGGGAAAAGUCGUUGGUCGCCUAGCCAACGGUUUCUCUAGCUCUUUUUCUCUACUUUCAAAUCCAAGAACCCGUGUUCAUCUCACCCAACCUCCAAUUCGAGAUUUCAACCGUCCAUUAGUGUCCGAUCAUCGCCCUUGUGACGUCAAAUAGUAAUCAAGUGUAUGUAAUGUAAGUGACGAGGAGAUCUGAACCAUUUCCAUUUAUUUUCGAAAAAAUAAUGCUAACUUCAUGACAUGGGCUAUCGAGGCGAUAUAUCGCAAUGGAAUUUCGUUACUAAAUACAUGGUUCCAAAACGUUAGAUGUUAUUAUAUCGCUUUCAUGUGUAGUUUGAGUGAAGAUGGGGGGAUGGAUGGUUGCCUCGCUCCUCGAAAUGGUUCGAUGAUCAGCCCAGUCGAUAAAUGGGGUUCCACGGCUAGUGACAAAGCCCGCAUCCUCGACCGCUUGGAAUUUGUACUUUGGCAUAAGCUUCGUUCUUCUUCGAUCUUCUUCAAUCAUGUGGUUGGUUGGUUGGUGGUUGGUUAAGUCAUUUUGUUGGGUGGUGGGUAACCUUUGGGGUUGGCAUGGAGUCAUGGAGUAGUCUAGUCUUCGUCGUGAGGAAAUGGCUCCGAGGUCGGUCAAACGGGGGGAUUGUAGUGAUAAUAAUAAUAAUAUGAAUUGAAGAGGUGUGGUGGUAAUUGUAGUAGUUGUAGUUAGGGAUAUUGACGAUGAUGAAAGAGUAGUAGACAC
Tigriopus californicus is the source of this 2652-nucleotide messenger RNA. RefSeq names its product sulfite oxidase-like (gene shop). Gene Ontology annotation, cellular component: mitochondrion. The transcript has 2 exons. Gene Ontology annotation, molecular function: oxidoreductase activity; molybdenum ion binding. The coding region runs from base 158 to 1795 and encodes 545 amino acids. The record is from RefSeq and is a predicted model, not a curated record. Lineage: Eukaryota; Metazoa; Arthropoda; Copepoda; Harpacticoida; Harpacticidae.